AUGCACAGAUCGACGGACAGACAGAGGGUCGUAUGGGCGGACAGACGGACAAAUAGAGGAACUACGCUAAGAUGGACUCCGCCCAGGACAGGCCGAGAGAGAGAGAGAGAGAGAGUGGCAUUCUUGCGCGAAGUGUCGCACCGCCUGGAAGACAUGUUGGCGCAGUCACGCAGCCGUGAUAAGGCGCCGAGGGCGUCGGAUUUCUUGCGCUCGCAGCUCCCAGCGAGCUCCCGCCGAGGCGUUUUCCUGCUUGCCAGGUCCACAUGCGCAGCAACUGACAAAAAUACUAUUAUUAUUAUUAUUAUUAUUAUUAUUAUUAUUAUUAUUAUUAUUAUUAUUAUUAUAAGAAGAAGAAGAAGAAGAAUGCGGACACCGCGCCCCGUUCGAACGCCGCGCCUGACCAGAGCCAUCGCCGCUGCAGCUAACGCCUUGGCCGGCCGCCGCCAUGUGCGGCAUGUGCUGCCGCGCGCGGCCGCCCACGCCGCCCCGGCCAAGGUGAGUACGAUGAGGCAGGGCGCGACGCGGGCCGGCGCGGCCGGCCGGGCUGGCGCGCGGUCGGGUGCGGGACGGGUCGCGACUCGCCGAGACGGACACGCGGCCGCGCGGCCUCUCGCCGCUGCCUCUCGAGGCGACGCGCCGCCUGCUCGGCGACCAACGGCUUGA
Messenger RNA from Gryllus bimaculatus (two-spotted cricket), 663 nucleotides. The record is from the annotation of a GenBank genome assembly. NCBI's taxonomy places the organism in Eukaryota, Metazoa, Arthropoda, Insecta, Orthoptera, Gryllidae.